Messenger RNA from Microtus oregoni (creeping vole), 5773 nucleotides. RefSeq names its product potassium voltage-gated channel subfamily B member 2 (gene Kcnb2). Bases 359 to 3082 code for a protein of 907 amino acids. Gene Ontology annotation, cellular component: membrane; voltage-gated potassium channel complex. NCBI's taxonomy places the organism in Eukaryota, Metazoa, Chordata, Mammalia, Rodentia, Cricetidae. The transcript is spliced from 3 exons. The record is from RefSeq and is a predicted model, not a curated record. Gene Ontology annotation, biological process: potassium ion transmembrane transport; protein homooligomerization. Gene Ontology annotation, molecular function: delayed rectifier potassium channel activity; protein binding.
UUCCUCCAAAUGAGUCUUCUGUGAGCCUUCUUACUAGAGACUGUGAACCGGAGUGAGGGAUGUAAAGAGAGAAGGAAAGCUGCCAGGAGCUUCAGCCAGCGGGGAGACCCUCCUCUCGUUGGAGGGGAGGGGGAUUUCCAGCGACACAUCACUGACGAAAGGACCUUUGCAGGAGAGGAGCCCUCCGAGGGAGCGGGGACUUCCACCUCCCUUUGUGGCACAGGAGCCAGAACUGCUGGCCAAGUGGAGCGAGGGUCUGUGGGAGCUAGCUGUCAUGGACACUCCUGCUCCAGAGGAAUCCUGCCUCAGCUGACCUCCUCUCUAAGGACCCUGGAUCUGUGGUUCUGUCCAGUUCAAAAUGGCAGAAAAGGCUCCACCUGGCUUGAACAGGAAGACAUCCAGGUCGACACUUUCUCUUCCUCCAGAACCCGUAGACAUUAUCCGAAGCAAAACAUGCUCUCGGAGAGUGAAGAUCAAUGUGGGGGGCCUUAACCACGAAGUCCUGUGGAGAACUCUGGAUAGGCUCCCCAGGACGCGCUUGGGGAAGCUCCGGGACUGUAACACGCACGAGAGCCUCCUGGAGGUUUGCGAUGACUACAACCUGAAUGAGAAUGAGUAUUUCUUCGACCGACAUCCGGGAGCUUUCACAUCGAUUCUAAACUUCUACCGGACAGGGAAGCUCCACAUGAUGGAAGAAAUGUGUGCGCUUUCUUUUGGCCAAGAGCUUGAUUACUGGGGCAUCGAUGAGAUUUACCUGGAAUCCUGCUGCCAAGCCAGGUACCAUCAGAAGAAAGAGCAGAUGAACGAAGAACUGAGGCGGGAGGCAGAGACCAUGCGCGAGCGGGAGGGAGAGGAGUUUGACAACACCUGCUGCCCCGAGAAAAGGAAGAAACUUUGGGACUUGCUGGAGAAACCGAAUUCAUCGGUGGCUGCAAAGAUCCUGGCCAUCGUGUCUAUCCUGUUCAUCGUGCUCUCGACCAUCGCUCUGUCUCUCAACACACUCCCGGAGCUGCAGGAGAACGACGAGUUUGGACAGCCCAGUGACAACCGCAAGCUGGCACACGUCGAGGCUGUGUGCAUUGCUUGGUUUACCAUGGAGUACCUUUUACGAUUCCUGUCCUCACCAAACAAAUGGAAAUUCUUCAAAGGCCCACUGAAUGUCAUUGACCUGCUGGCCAUCUUACCGUAUUAUGUCACCAUCUUUCUCACUGAGUCCAACAAAAGUGUGCUGCAGUUCCAGAACGUGAGACGUGUGGUCCAGAUCUUCCGAAUCAUGCGCAUCCUCCGGAUCCUGAAACUCGCCAGACACUCGACUGGACUGCAGUCUCUGGGCUUCACCCUCAGACGGAGUUACAAUGAGUUGGGCUUAUUAAUAUUAUUUCUAGCUAUGGGGAUAAUGAUAUUUUCCAGCUUGGUGUUUUUUGCUGAGAAAGAUGAAGAUGCUACCAAAUUCACCAGUAUCCCUGCCUCAUUUUGGUGGGCCACCAUCACCAUGACCACUGUGGGCUAUGGUGACAUUUACCCUAAAACACUGUUAGGGAAAAUUGUGGGUGGCCUCUGCUGUAUUGCAGGAGUCCUCGUUAUUGCCCUUCCUAUACCUAUCAUUGUAAAUAAUUUCUCUGAGUUCUACAAGGAGCAAAAACGCCAGGAGAAGGCUAUUAAAAGGAGAGAGGCUCUUGAAAGAGCCAAAAGGAAUGGCAGCAUUGUUUCCAUGAACUUAAAGGAUGCCUUUGCUCGAAGUAUGGAACUGAUAGACGUGGCGGUGGAGAAGGCUGGAGAGUCGGCCAAUACCAAGGACUCCGUGGAUGAUAAUCACCUGUCUCCCAGCCGGUGGAAGUGGGCCAGGAAGGCUCUGUCGGAAACAAGCUCCAAUAAGUCCUAUGAGAAUAAGUACCAGGAGGUUAGCCAAAAAGACUCCCACGAACAGCUGAACAACACUUCUUCCUCCAGCCCACAGCAUCUGAGUGCCCAGAAGCUGGAGAUGCUAUACAAUGAAAUCACCAAGACACAGCCUCAUUCCCACCCAAACCCGGACUGCCAAGAACAGCCCGAGAGGCCAUCUGCAUACGAGGAGGAGAUAGAAAUGGAAGAGGUGGUCUGCCCACAGGAGCAGCUGGUUGUGGCACAGACCGAGGUCAUCGUGGACAUGAAGAGCACCUCCAGCAUCGACAGCUUCACCAGCUGUGCCACCGACUUCACUGAGACUGAGAGGUCGCCCCUGCCACCCCCCUCUGCCUCUCACUUGCAGAUGAAGUUCCCCACUGACCUCCCAGGGACAGAGGAGCACCAAAGAGUCAGGGCGCUUCCAUUUCUAACACUAAGCAGAGAUAAGGGGCACACUGCCAGGGAGGCCACACUGGAUUAUGCCCCGAUUGACAUAACUGUGAACCUCGAUGCUGGGACAUCACAUGGUCCUUUGCAAUCUGACAGUGCCACCGACAGCCCUAAGAGCUCGCUGAAAGGGAGCAACCCCCUCAAGUCCAGAUCCCUCAAAGUGAACUUUCAGGAAAACAGAGGCAGUGCACCCCAGACCCCACCCAGCACAGCCAGGCCACUGCCAGUAACCACAGCUGACUUUCCACUCACGACCCCUCAGCACAUCAGUACUAUCCUUCUAGAAGAAUCCCUGCCCCAGGGAGAGAGACCCUUGCUGGGUGCUGAUGCUUCCGCACACUGUCAGGGACCUUCCAAAGGGCUAUCCCCUCGGUUUCCCAAGCAAAAACUGUUUACUUUCUCUCCUAGAGAAAGGAGAAGCUUCACUGAGAUAGAUACUGGAGAAGACGAAGACUUCUUGGACCUCCAAAGGUCAAGACCAGACAAGCAAACAGAUUCCAGUCCCAACUGCUUAGCAAAUGAGCCUGGUGAUGCCAGAGACCCAUUAAGAGAAGAGGGCUGUGUGGGCUCCUCCUCCCCUCUGAACACAGACCACAACUGUAGGCAAGACAAUUACCAGGCUGUGGGUGAAGUCAAAAAGGACAGUAGUCAAGAAGGGUACAAGAUGGAGAACCACUUGUUUGCCCCAGAAAUUCAUUCCAACCCAGGAGACACGGGUUACUGUCCCACUCGUGAAACCAGCAUGUGACUAGUUAUAAAAGCAAUAUAAAAAAAAACUUGUUUCUAAUGCGAUUAAUAAUGCCAUGAACUAGAAUAUGGGAAACCCCUCGCCUAAAUAAAACAGUGCAUAAAGUGUUAUUUUUGCAUGGCAUGAACAGCUUAGUUUAAGUACUGUUUAAAUAAAGAGUCAAGACUGCAUUUUGUAACAAACAGGACCGAGUCCAGUACAGCAAGCUAAUAAAGAGCCCUCUUAGGAACCAGUGCUCUGCGAUGUCUGACAUUUUUGAUCCUUUCAUUUCGAGCUGUAGGCAUAUUUUCCGGCUCUAACUUUUACAUAACCAUGAAUUUUAGGACGUGCACAUGAAAGGAUGAAAUGCCAUUGCACGUGUCCAUGCUUAUGGGGCGUAAGGUGCUUUGAGCUUGCAAAAUGCAUAACUAUGUAAAUAGGCCUGGAUGCAAAAGUGUCAAGAGUAUAGGGACACGAGUUUCUGAGAGGCAGGUAUUUCCUUCCCAGCCACCGCCUGGAGGAGCUGUCCAGACUUCCUGUUGCAAAUCUGCGACCUCUUCUUAACACACUUUGUGCAUCUUGCUUUGGAUUAUAAAGCUCUUAUGUUUGUUUAAAGGAAUACAGUAUUUUUAUUUAUUUGGGAGAUAAUUCAGAGGAUAUGUUUAUAUGUAUUUUAAUUUAUUUGGAAUAAAAUUCAGAGGGCAUUUUUUUCCGUUUUGCUUUUGCUUAGUUGUUGCAUCUGUGCUGUUAAGUAUAAACCAUGAAAAGUAGUAAGAUUUAAUGACCAGAUAUUAAGUAUUUGGAAUUUAAGCUUGAACAAUUUAGCUAUAAACUAAAUACCAGGUCACAGACUAUUACAGAAAUUCAGUUUUUAUAAACUUCAAAAUGGAUAGAAGAUUCUAUUAUAAAAUUUUUUAAAAAUUCAAAUUGAUAUUACACAUUUGGAAUUUAAUCAUCUUUAAAACAAAUUUCUUUUAAAAAAUUCUUUUGGCACUGCAAACAUGGCUGUGUUUUCCUCUAGUGUCCAACAUACAAGUUAAGAUUUGUGAAAAUGGAAAUUCCAUAAAAUGAUUCUUGACAAACUAAAAGUAGAGCUCCCUUAAUCGACAGAGCUGGCCCCAAAACGAGUCAUCAUGUAGGAGCCCAGGUCUGGACAUGGACCACUAAAUACUCAUCAGUAUAGGAUACAGGUCUAGGCUGACACUACCAGUCACAGAAGGAUGUUGUUCUUGCAGGCUUGCUAGAGCACUCUCAGUAAUUGCUACAACUAGACAGGCUCUCUCAGGUUUCCCGCCCCAGAACUCCCUAGAAAAGGUCAGGACUUUCUUUGCUAAAAGUCAUUUCUGGCAUUUUCCUACGGAGCACAUUGGAUGCAAAGGCAUUGGACACUCACCUUGCUUUGUGGAAAUCAAAAGGUUCUAGUUCCUGAGAAGCAACUGCCAGCCAUGCAGUGUCCAGAAUAACUCUACACUAUCUGCUGAUAUCAUCUGUACCCAAAUAAAAACAAAAACCAAAUUAUUUCUAGGUCCCCUUAAGAUUUCAAAUCAAUGAUUUCUUAUUUCCUGGCAAUGUGCUGAUCUUGCCUCAGCAAAAUGCAUUCUGUGCAUGUGUGCUCAUGUGUGCUUAUGCAUGCAUACAGGUCAGGGAAGUGGGGAGGCUAGCAGGACAAACUAAAAACAAAGCUUAUUGUUUAAGGAAAAAACUCUAAAUUUUGUUCUUUUUUUAAAAUGAAAACCAUUCAGGAAAAAAAUAGCCCAAAUAUUUAAAAUCUAAUAUAAGUCUUUAAUAUUUCUAAAUUAAUAGCUUCUGGUCAUUAAAUCUCAGAUAAGAAAACGAGUUUUGAUUUUUGUUAACAUCCAGACAGUCCUGAUGUCAAAACUAAUUGAAAACAUUUCUUUGAUCCCACUGUGUUUUGAAUUUCUUAAUGGUUUUCAUGUUUGUUUCAAAACAUAACCUUUAAGAGUGUAUAGUCAUUAUUCAAUGAUAUUUUUAUUAUGCAUACUUCUUUUCAUGUCUAAGGACUACAUGUGGAUCAGUUUUUUGUAAAUCUAGAGUAUUUGAAUUUUCUAUAUAUAGUUUUUCAAAGUCAAGCAGGUAUAUCUAUUGUUAGAUGAACAGCAAACAAGCUACAAAGAUCGUCUUCUUCAUACAGCCUCAUGAAGCAGUUCUUUUCUAAUGGUUCCUAUCGAUGAAUCUGUUUGUUUUUUCUUCAUCUGGCUUCAUAAGUGAACUCAUUGCCCUGCCAUAUGACCAGUGUCCGACUCUCCGUGUGUCUGUCAGGGUUUCUACUGAGAACCCUGUUCCAUCUGCUUAAGAUCAGGACCCUUACCCGGUCUAAAAGUCUCUGCUGUUUUCCUAAAGAGUCUUUCCCUGUCAUCCUAAAGGGUUCAUAGGAAGAUCUCUGUCUGUUUUGUUUUUAAGUCUUAAUGAAUUUUUUAAAAAAAUCAUCCCUUGGAAGUCUCAUCCCUUGAGUUCUCCUAAUUCCUCUGAACCAGAAGUCUUCAGCUGGGAGAAACAAAAGAAAAGUUCCCUCCGGAAGAUCUUUGACUUUGCUAUUUCACACAAAGGAAUCUCCCAGAAUACACCUGUGAAGCCCUUCUACACUUCAGCAAAGGGCGCCUAACUCAAAGGAGACCGUGUCUGUCUGGAAAGACCUGGAUCUACCUAUCAAGUGCAGAGUUCUUCUGAGGUCUUUUAUGUUCUACAUUAAAG